GGGGCGGGAGCCGAGCGGGGAGAAGGGAGCAGCGAGCUGGCGGCAGGCGCGGUCUGCGCGAGGAGCAGGCGAGCGGGAAGGCGAGACGCAGCCACCUUCCUCACCAGCCAGCCCACAGCGGUUUGUUCCCAUCCUCGGGAGUGCGCCAAUGCCCGGGCCGACCCAAACCCUGUCCCCAAAUGGCGAGAACAACAACGACAUCAUCCAGGAUAACGGGACCAUCAUUCCUUUCCGGAAGCACACAGUGCGCGGGGAGCGAUCCUACAGUUGGGGAAUGGCAGUCAAUGUGUAUUCUACCUCGAUAACCCAAGAGACCAUGAGCAGACAUGACAUCAUUGCCUGGGUUAAUGACAUAGUAUCUUUAAACUACACGAAAGUGGAACAGCUUUGUUCAGGAGCAGCCUACUGCCAGUUCAUGGACAUGCUCUUUCCAGGCUGCAUUAGUUUGAAGAAAGUAAAAUUUCAAGCGAAGUUGGAGCAUGAGUACAUUCACAAUUUUAAGCUUCUGCAAGCAUCAUUUAAGCGAAUGAAUGUUGAUAAGGUAAUUCCAGUGGAGAAGCUAGUGAAAGGGCGUUUCCAGGACAACCUGGAUUUUAUUCAGUGGUUUAAGAAGUUCUAUGAUGCUAACUACGAUGGGAAGGAGUAUGACCCCGUAGAAGCACGACAAGGGCAAGAUGCAAUUCCUCCUCCUGACCCCGGCGAACAGAUCUUCAACCUGCCCAAGAAGUCUCACCAUGCAAACUCCCCCACAGCAGGCGCGGCUAAAUCAAGUCCAGCAUCUAAACCAGGAUCCACACCUUCUCGUCCCUCAUCAGCCAAAAGGGCUUCGUCCAGCAGCUCAGCAUCCAAAUCUGAUAAAGAUUUAGAAACACAGGUCAUACAGCUUAAUGAACAGGUACAUUCAUUAAAACUUGCCCUUGAAGGCGUGGAAAAGGAAAGGGAUUUCUACUUCGGAAAGCUGAGAGAGAUUGAGCUCCUCUGCCAGGAACACGGGCAGGAAAACGAUGACCUCGUGCAGCGACUAAUGGAAGUCCUCUACGCUUCGGAAGAACACGAGGGCCACCCGGAGGAGCCGGAAGCAGAGGAACAAGUCCACGAACAGCAGCCCCAGCAGCAGGAAGAGUACUGAACCGUCUAGGCAGCUCUCCACACUUCCGUUUUGGUGGGAACUUUUCUUCUGGAGAAUUGGAACACGUGUGGCCUCAAGCUCAUCAGAAACCAGUUGUUCCCAGUCUGCUGUUACAUCAAUGCGCCGGCGCCCAUUGCCAGCCACAGCGCUCGGUUCCCAUUUCCUUUGCCAAGACACACUAGCAGCGGCCAUGGGCAGCCUCCCCGAGACAUCACGGGGUCACAUACCUUCAACUUCACCACUUGGCUGCUUGAGAUUGGUUCUGCUCUUUGCAUUUCUUUCCAGAACAACUCUCCCCACCCCACCCCACCCCACCCCCUUUAUAUCCUGGUGUGAAACAAUGGUAAUUUGAUAUAUGGUAUUUAUAUUGGCAUUUCUCAACCCAGUGUCACUAGAUGUCACACACAUUUGUGGUGCUUUGAUGUUUGCAAGUCUAACCUCUGAACAUAAAUUUGGUCAAAUAAUAAAUUGGAACAAAGGGAAAGAGAUACUUGA
Messenger RNA from Hippopotamus amphibius kiboko, 1624 nucleotides. RefSeq names its product microtubule associated protein RP/EB family member 2 (gene MAPRE2). Gene Ontology annotation, cellular component: cytoplasmic microtubule; microtubule organizing center; spindle midzone. Gene Ontology annotation, molecular function: microtubule plus-end binding. The transcript is spliced from 7 exons. The record is from RefSeq and is a predicted model, not a curated record. The coding region runs from base 149 to 1129 and encodes 326 amino acids. Gene Ontology annotation, biological process: protein localization to microtubule plus-end; spindle assembly; regulation of microtubule polymerization or depolymerization. NCBI's taxonomy places the organism in Eukaryota, Metazoa, Chordata, Mammalia, Artiodactyla, Hippopotamidae.